CACCAAAAGACAGUUCAUGGAGGUCGAAUGGAUUACGCAUGUGACAGUUGCGAAAAGAAAUUUGGACAAAAAUGGAAUUUAUUAAGGCAUCAAAAGGCGGUACAUGAAGGUCAAAAAUACUACGCGUGCGAUAAAUGCAUGAAGAAAUUUGAAAAAAAGGCAGAUUUUAUCAGGCACCAAAACACAGUGCAUGACGACUGGAAAGAGUUCGCAUGCGAGUGGUGCGAGAAAAAAUUUGGACGAAACGGGACUUUGCUCUUUCACCAAAAAACAGUUCACGACGGUCGCAAAGACUACGUAUGCGACAAAUGUGAGAAAAAAUUUGGACAUAAACAGUCUUUGCUCUCUCACCAAAAGAUAUUACACGAAGGUCAGAAAGAUUAUGCAUGCGAAAAAUGCGAGAAAAAAUUUGGGUAUAGGCGGAAUUUACUCGACCAUCAAAGGACAGUCCACGAAGGUUCAAAAGAUUACUACGCAUGUGACAAGUGCGAGAAAAAAUUUGGACAAAAACCGCAUUUGCUUAUACACCAAAAAACAGUCCAUGAAGGUCGAAAAUAUUUCACAUGCGACAUUUGUGAGAAGCAAUUUACACAAAAACAGAAUUUGCUCGUACAUAAAAAAAUAGUUCAUGAAGGUCGCAAAGAUUACGCAUGCGAUAAGUGUGAAAAGAAAUUUGGGAAUCGAAGCAAUUUUAACAAACACCAAAAGGCAGUACAUGAAGGUCGAAAAGAUUUCGCAUGCGCCAAGUGUGAACAGAAAUUUACACAAAAACCGAGUUUGCUCUACCACCAAAGUAUAGUACACGACGGUCGCAAAGAUUACGCAUGCGACCAGUGCGAUAGUAAAUUCGGAAUGAAAUCGUCUUUGCUCAAACACCAAAAGACAGUUCACGAGGGUCGCAAAGAUUACGCAUGUGACAAAUGCGAGAAGAAAUUUGGAUAUAAGUCAGAUUUGUUGAAACAUCAAAGGACCGUCCACGAAGGUCGUAAAGAUUACGCAUGCGACCAGUGUGAUAGUAAAUUUGGAUUGAAAUCGUCUUUGCUCAAACACCAAAAGACAGUUCACGAGGGUCGCAAAGAUUACGCAUGUGACAAAUGCGAGAAGAAAUUUGGACAUAAAUGGAUUCUGAUUCAGCACCAAAUGACAGUACACGUAGGUCGCAAAGAUCACGCAUGCGACAAGUGCGAGAAAACAUUCUCGCAUCAGAGCAAUGUAAUGAGACAUCUAAUGACAGUGCACGAAGGUCGUAAAGAUUUUUCGUGCGACAAAUGUGAGAAGAAAUUUGGGCAAAAAUCACAUUUGAUGAUCCACCAAAAACAAGUUCAUGAAGCUUGCACAGUUUUGCAUGUGGCAGAUGCGAGCAGAAAUUUAGAGUAAAAUGGAAAUUGACAAUACACGAAGGUCUUAAAACUUUUGAU
This is a messenger RNA of Trichogramma pretiosum, 1418 nucleotides long. Its product is annotated as zinc finger protein 271-like. Gene Ontology annotation, biological process: negative regulation of transcription by RNA polymerase II. The transcript has a single exon. Lineage: Eukaryota; Metazoa; Arthropoda; Insecta; Hymenoptera; Trichogrammatidae. Gene Ontology annotation, molecular function: DNA-binding transcription repressor activity, RNA polymerase II-specific. Bases 28 to 1377 code for a protein of 449 amino acids. The record is from RefSeq and is a predicted model, not a curated record.